CCCACGUCCGAGCUUCGCGCUCUGCCCCUCACAGCUACUGUUACUGCCCCUCACUACUGUUACUGCCCCUUUACUGCUCCUGCCCACAGCACCAUUCGCUUCCAGCGCUGCCCACGGUUCCCACCCUUUCCCUGCCUCAGCCUUCUGCUCACAUGGAUGCCUCAGAGGUGCGCUACUGCUCCCGCUUCAACUACCUGUGCCUUAAAUUUGCCCUCGUUGUGUACAGUACCGUGUUCUGGCUUAUAGGUGCCUUUGUUCUGGCCAUUGGGAUUUAUGCUGAGGUGGAGAGACAAAAAUACAAGACUCUGCAUGGUAUCUUUCUGGCUCCGUCUAUUAUCCUCAUCCUCCUCGGAGUGCUCAUGUUUGUGGUAUCGUUUAUUGGUGUUCUGGCCUCCCUCCGUGAUAACGUGUGCCUGCUGAAGGUGUUUAUGUACACCCUGGUUGUCUGCUUGAUAUUGGAGCUUGUCGGUGGGAUCAUCGCUCUGAUCUUCAGGCACCAGACCAUGGAUCUUCUCAAUCAUAACAUUGGGAAGGGAAUUAGGAAUUAUUAUGAUGACCUUGACUUCAAAAACAUAAUGGACUUCACUCAAAAGCAGUUCAGAUGUUGUGGUGGAAAAGACUACUUGGAUUGGAAAAAGAAUGAGUAUCAUGAGUGUUCUGCCCCUGGGCCCCUUGCCUGUGGCGUUCCUUACACCUGCUGCAUACGUAACAAGACAGAUGUAAUGAACACCAUGUGUGGCUACAAAGCCAUGAAUUAUGAACGCCUGGAUGCAAUGAAGUUUAUUUACGUUCGAGGUUGUACAGAUGCAGUAAUUAUCUGGUUUCUAGAUAAUUACACUAUAAUGGCAGGUGUUUUGUUGGGUAUCCUCUUACCACAGUUCCUUGGCAUCUUGCUCUGCCUUCUCUAUAUUACACGUAUUGAGGAUAUUAUCAGUGAGUGGAACAGUUCUGGAGUUCUUCUGGAGGGAGAAUCCGUUAAACCUGAGAUUGAAUUUUCAAAAGUGGGCUGUUGCAGUUGCUACCCGGGUGUUGAAUCGACAGCUUGAUGGCACAUGAAAUGUACAGUGCCAAAUCUACUUCUCCAACAUACACUUCUUUGAAACAGGACCUCACUAACUACCACUAAAGCUAUAAAGUUUGUUUGGAAGCCUGAUGUAAACAAUAUGUUGAUUAUGAUAAGGCCUAUAAACUACAUUUUCCAGGGUCGUCAAAGCUUAUGGGCUGUUGAAGAGACUGUUGGUGCUGAUAGACAUUGUGGUAAAAAUCCAUAGUGUCAGUUGUAUUUAAGUUAAGUUUGCUUUAUCUAAACCCUGGCCCUAAUUUAUUCCUGUGAUAUAAGUUAUGGUUAAAACAGACUUUGGCAUGCAGUUACUUUUUCAAAUUAUGAGUAACAUGAGUUUACACUUGGGCAUACCAAUUCCAUUGCACACAUGUAAAUCUUUUUGGUAAUUUUUUUCUAACAGAAAUGUCAAUUUUUCAAAUAGGACUGUUUACUGACUGCUCUGUAAAGAAAUAUUACUUAGCUGCAUUAGCAUGGAGCAAAAAUGUACUUAUUUUGUAGUAAAGCAAGGAACAGACAUGAGAGAGCUUUAUUAUUAAGCGUAGUUUAAGCAGCUGCGUACAUUGCCUUACUUCUUAGCCCUGUUUAGAACAGUUUCUUUUGUCAUUUGCACCCUUUUGUGCAUCAGCACCUUGUCUCCAGCAGUUCCUUACCAGUAACUUACAAAAGCAAAUCACAUCAGAAAAAUGUGGUUUGCAGUUCAACAAAAGUUGCUGGCAACAGUUUGACAUCCUUAAUUAGAACAGUCUGAUUGGACAUACUGGUUUGUACUCAGGUUUCCAAGUGCCAAUAACAAUUCUAAAAUGCAACUAUGCCUUAAGCAACACACAUCCAACCACAACACUUGAAUUAGUUAUUUUUGUUUUUUUUAGCCACAACCAAAAUCAGUGCUUUUUUAACCCUAGCCAUAUGAUUCAGAAAGCACAGCAUUACUACUUAAGUGAACACUUCCUGAAAAUUCUUAAAAAUCUCCUACAAAGUCAGUCCAGCCCCCUUUUUUCUGGCCGCAUAACCUGUGUAGAGCAUUUGAAGGGAGGCACAACAAACAGAACAAAUAAGGCUUAUUUACUAACACAAUGCAAUAAGCAAAUUUUUGUCCAUCCAAAUGCUAUUCACAAAGGUACUUGCUCCAAAAUACUGGUUGCUGUACUGAAUAACGGCAAGUGCAGGUAAAACAGAAAAUCAUAGAUGCAAUUUGCAUAUAAUUUACCAAUGUGGAUAAAAAAUAAACUUGUUACUUUGUGGGAAAGGCCACAAUAAAUCUGCAAGCCACCGUAUUGUGGGUGAAAAACUUGGCACUUGCUAUGUACCAGUCUUAUAUUAUUUCCUGAUAUAACUUGGUAAAAAGCCACCCAAAGAUGAUUUCAGCAGUGUGCAGGACACCUUCUUCCUCUUAUGAUGAGUUAAAAUAACUUUGCUGUGCAGAAUCACCAGGCUUUUCUUUGUGACCACUGUCAACAAAUUGGCAUAACAGCAAAACAUAAAGCAUAAUAGCAGAAGGAAGUUUCUGGGCACAGUUAAAUGAUACAUCUAUGCUGUCAUGCUGGUGCUGUACAUUCAAGCUGACUAUAGCAACAGAAUGAAAGAAUUAUGCAUUUUACAAAUUUUGUAAUUCAUACUCAUAGGGAGUAUUUUUUUUAGUUUUGAUCAGCUGAAAACUGCCAUGUCAGCAGAGAAUAACCUGUAGAAACAGACAACCUAUGAAUAUACAAAUCUCAGGAACUCAAGAGUGCCAAAGGGCAUUUUUAUAUAAAAAAAAAAA
Molecule: messenger RNA, 2822 nt
Organism: Xenopus tropicalis (tropical clawed frog)
Lineage: Eukaryota; Metazoa; Chordata; Amphibia; Anura; Pipidae
Gene: tspan15
Product: tetraspanin 15
Biological process (GO): protein maturation
Cellular component (GO): membrane; late endosome membrane; plasma membrane
Molecular function (GO): enzyme binding
Source: RefSeq, marked provisional